Messenger RNA from Acipenser ruthenus (sterlet), 5640 nucleotides. RefSeq names its product pre-mRNA cleavage complex 2 protein Pcf11-like. The transcript is spliced from 16 exons. The record is from RefSeq and is a predicted model, not a curated record. The coding region runs from base 237 to 5378 and encodes 1713 amino acids. Lineage: Eukaryota; Metazoa; Chordata; Actinopteri; Acipenseriformes; Acipenseridae. Gene Ontology annotation, cellular component: cytoplasm; mRNA cleavage factor complex. Gene Ontology annotation, molecular function: mRNA binding; RNA polymerase II complex binding. Gene Ontology annotation, biological process: termination of RNA polymerase II transcription.
CGCUGACGUCACUAUGCAUAUAAAUACUUUUGUAUGACGCAUAGGGCUGGCUGAAUCCCGGCGGCCAUUUUGUUGUAAAAUUGGAAAGCGUUUAGAGGAAGAAAAGAAAGAAGGGCCUGCUGAGCUUGUGAGGUGGACGAAAAAGUCAAAUAAUGUUUAAAUGGACUGAUUUGUUGAUCUAACUUCCUGCUUUAUAAGUAAAAUUUGAAAGUUGUCGGAGCAAAAUACUACGAAGGAUGUCGGACGACGCGGCGAGAGAAGAUGCGUGUCAAGAGUACCAAUCGUCUCUGGAAGACUUGACUUUCAACAGCAAACCACACAUCAAUAUGCUGACCAUUCUGGCGGAGGAGAACCUGAAUUUCGCCAAGGAUAUCGUCGCAAUUAUUGAAGCACAAAUCGCCAAGGCACCUGCCACAGAGAAGCUUCCAGUUUUAUACUUAGUGGACUCCAUUGUGAAGAAUGUUGGGAGAGACUAUCUUGAGGCGUUCACAAAAAACCUAGUUACUACGUUUAUUUGCGUUUUUGAGAAGGUGGAGGAGAACACUAGAAAAAGUUUAUUCAAAUUGCGCUCCACUUGGGAUGAUAUUUUCUCUUUGAAGAAACUUUAUGCAUUAGAUGUCAGAGUGAACACCAUAGAUCCUGCUUGGCCCAUCAAACCUUUACCCCCAAAUGUGAAUACGUCAAGUAUUCAUGUGAAUCCAAAAUUUUUAAACAAACCGACAGAGGAAAUAGCCACCCCAAGAACAAGUGCACCACAAAUUCCAGCAACAACAGUUGCAUCUGAAUCUCCGAAGGAUGCGUCUCAGGAGCAAAUAAUAAGGCAACAGCUGCUAGCAAAGCAAAAGCAGUUGAUUGAGCUUCAGCAGAAGAAAUUAGAACUAGAGCUUGAACAAACUAAGGCUCAACUGGCUGCUACUCAGUAUGGAUCUACCACCAAGUCCCACGUUAUUGCUACAAGCCCAGCUACAACUGUAUGCAAAUCAACACCACAGGCAACAGUGCAACCUGAAAAUACAUGGCCUGUUCGACAGCACCAAGAUGCAAAAAUAUAUACAAGAGAUCCUCGGCUAAAUAGAUCAGGUCAACAGCUGGGACAGGUGAAGGAUUCGGUAGUGAAAAAGGAAAGUCACAGUCAGGGGACUACGUUGCAUCAGCCUGACAAGACAAAUGUGAUGACUGAAAAAACAAGCAAACAGGAAAAAUCUAAGUCAGUAAAAAAAGACACUGCUGUUUCAGAAGAAAAGUCUAAGUCACCAUCCCCAUUAAUGAAAGCUUUUCAAAGCAAGGGUAAAACGGUUGACUUGGAAAAUGUGAAGUUACCGGAAAUAAAUAAGAGAGACCCAAGGUUAAGGAAACAUCUUCAUGAAAAGGCUACUGAUAAAGAAGAGGAAGUUAAAGAGAAGAAAAGGUGUUUAGACAAAGAGAGAGACGAUCCUAAAAGCUCUGAACACAGAUCUGCAAACACUAGAAAUAAACUUAACGGGAUUGCAACAAAACAUGAAAGGAAUGAAAAUGCAGAAAAACAAGAUUUAAAAUUGAGUAGUAGAUCCAAUGUAAAGAAAAGGUCCCGAUCACCACCAGUAUUGCAUUCCCCAAAGAGAAAAGAAAGGCGUUCACCCAAAAGAACAAGAAGAAGCAUUUCAUCCUCCCCUCCCCCUAAAAUUGGAAAAGCCAGGCAAACUGGGGUUAAACAUUCUCAUGUGGAGGAUUUCGGGCAGCAUACAAAUGUUAGGGAAGAAAGGAAUCCUGUUAAAAAGAAUAUUGUACAAGAUCCCAGAAGACCAAAAAGAGCACAAGAGGAAAGGGCUCUAGAAUCCAGGGAUCUGCAUCCUGCAAAGUUGCAUCCAGAGCCAAAAGGGAAUACAAAGCGAUGGAAGAGUGGAUGGGUGGAAAAUAAAAACUUGAAACAGACGGAAGAUCAUUUGGCACAUGGAAAACCAGGUCCGCUGAGACAUAGAGGAAGCUCAUGGCCUAAUAACCAAAGGAUUCCUGCCCUUCAUAUGCCAAAGCAGCACCGGUUAAGUGUAGAUGCCAAUCUGCAAAUUCCAGAAGAACUGAACUCUGCUAGCAAAAGAGACCUUCUCAAAAAGGCCAACAAAAGACUUUCUGAUGGAGAAAUUAGCCAGGAAGAGUUCCUUGUCGUUGCUCACCAAAUCAAGCAACUGUUUCAAUAUCAAGAGGAAAAACAGAGAUCAAUAUCUUGGGACAACACAACGGAAGAGAUGCAUUUUGUAGUGAAAAAGAAGCCACUGUUGUCUACACCACCUUUGCAACAGGGGGAUAUGUCAGAUGCUGAAAUAACUUAUUUUGAGCAUAAAGCCAAGUUGAGGAGAACACAGGUCCAGCAUCUUCAGGAUAAUGAAUUAUGGGACGCAACAGAGAGUCAGGAUGACAAUUACUCAAGUGAUGAAUUGCAUUAUGUAAAAGAAAGUGAACCAGGCAAAGGACAAUUUGGAGCAAGGACUGGUGAUCAGUUUAACAAAAGGGAACUGUUAAAUGAAGGACCAAGACGACGUUCUCCUGUAAUGGCCAGUAGACCUCCAGUAGAUAACAAAACAUUGUCACAAGACAAUAAAAAGCUUGACAAGCAUCCUCAUUUAGGAACAAAGAAUUCUGAAGUUUUUAUUAAAGGGGCAUCUAAUAAACGGGGAGAAGUUCACAGGCAAAAAGGAAGACCUGGGUAUGAAUUCAAGAAAAGAGACAGUGAUCCUCGGGGUAGUUCUGCUGAAAGGCAAAAGUUCAAAACCGAAGGUGGCAGAGAAGAACAUAUUUUACCGUAUAGUGAAAGGUUUCCCCAUAAGAGAUCAGCCCAUGAACCUCGUGAAAAAUCAAAAUAUGCAGAAGCCCCUGGAUCAAGAUUGGGAGGCCCUGCAGGAAAUAGAAGAUUUGGGGGAUCUGGUGAAGGAUCAAAGUAUGAUGGGCCUGCAAGACAGUCCAGUUCAAGGACUGAUGAACCAAACACAAAACAUGAAGGCUCUUCUAGCCAGCCUUGUCUACCCUUUGAUGGAUCAACAGAUCAUCCUGAAGGACCUGGGCAGUCAUCUGUUUCAGUGUUUGAUGCACCACCUAGUCCAAAAAUUGAAAGUCUUCAAAGCCAAAGAUUUGAUGGCACUACCGGUUAUGAUCAUUCCCUUCCAGUGUCUGAGGGUGAUGGUCCUAGAAGCCAGCAUGUUUCUUCCAGGCUUGAUGUCACUCCUCCAAGUCAAGGCAGAGUUGGCGCACAAGGUCCAAUAAGAUGUGACCCCAUAGGACAGACACCCCCACCAAUGACAGAAGCACUCCCAGGACAGCAGGCUCCACCAAGAUAUGAUGGACAGCCAGCUCCGCAGAGAUACGAUGGACCACCAGUUCAACAACCAUUGCUGAGAUUUGAUGAAGCACCAGGACAACGUGGUCAGCCGAGAUUUGAUGGGCCACAUAGACGUCAAGGACCAGAUAGAUUUGAUGGUUCGCCCGGGCCUCUAGUUCAUCCGGGAUUUAAUGGACCACCACAGGGGCAAUCGGGUCCAGGCAGAUUUGAUGGGCCUCCAGUACAACAAACUCAAAUUAGAUUUGAUGGGCCACCAGGGCAGCAAGGUCCAGGGAGGUUUGAUCCACAGGGACAGCAAGGUCCAGGGAGAUUCGAUGGGCAGCAGGGUCCUGUAAGAUUUGAUGGACCAACAGUGCAGCAAGGUCCUGGAAGAUUUAAUGGGCCAAUGGGUCCUCAAGGACCAAUGAGAUUUGAUGGCCCACCAGGUCAGCAAGGUCCUGGAAGAUUUGACGGACCAAUGGGUCAGCAAGGUUCAGGGAGGUUUGAUGGGCCGAUGGGUCCGCAAGGUCCAAGGAGAUUUGAUGGACCCCCAGGACAAGGUCCAAUGAGGUUUGAUGGGCCAGUGGGUCAGCAAGGUUCAGUGAGAUUUGAUGGGCCUUCAGGGCAGCCAGGUUCAAUGAGGUUUGAUGGCCCUCCCAUGCAGCAGGGAAUGCCAAGAUUUGAAUGUCCAACUAGCCAACCAGGUCCUAUAAGGUUCUGUGGGCCUCCAGGCCAUCAAGGUCCACUAAGACCACCAGGCCCACAAGGUCUUCAAAGAUUCGAUGGACCCCAGGGACAGGGUCCACCAAGGGUUGAUGAACAUUCAACGCUCUGUUUUGAUAAUCAACAACCACCUUCAAGCUUCAAUAUGCCUAAUCUGAGAUUCAGUGAACCUUCUCAUGCAUACAGUGGAGCACCUCAACCGUUUCAAGGGCAACAAAACAUGUCUCAAGUGUCCAAUUUUAAUGGGCCACCAGGGGCUGGAGGAUCCAAUUUUUCUAAUCCUUUUUGCAGACCAGUUGCUCCAUUCUUUAAUCCAGGUCCUCCCAUGCCCUCAAUUGGAAACAUGAAUACAGUUACAGCCUCUGUGCCAAUGGGGAAUAUUAUUCCACAGCAGCCUCAUGCUCCAUUUGGUCAAGGACAGCCAUUUAUGGCAUCUCUGAACCCUGUGCCUUUCGGUCAACCAGCUCCUGAGAGUCAUUUUGGACAAGUGGAUGUCAAUGACCUGUUAUCAAAACUGCUUUCUACUGGAAUAAUAAAACCCACACAGACUGAAACACCUCCAAAUGACUCUAAUGUACCUUCUCAGACACAGUCUGUGGUUGAGGAAGAGGAUGAUGAGGAACAAGAUGAAGAUCAAAAUAUCCCAGACCUCACCGGCUUUGUAAUUGAAGACAUGAAACAGCGAUAUGACAGUGUUAUUAAUAGACUGUACACUGGAAUUCAGUGUUAUUCGUGUGGGAUGCGGUUCACAACUUCACAAACCGACAUAUAUGCAGACCACUUGGACUGGCAUUAUCGACAGAACCGAUCAGAAAAAGAUAUCAGCAAGAAAGUUACACACAGAAGAUGGUACUACAGCUUGACAGACUGGAUAGAAUUUGAGGAAAUAGCUGAGCUGGAAGAGCGUGCAAAGAGUCAGUUCUUUGAGAAAGUUCACGAGGAAGUUGUACAGAAAACCCAGGAAGCUGCUAAAGAAAAGGAAUUCCAAAGUGUAAAGGCAGCAGCAGAUGUUGUCGAUGAGACUUGUGAAAUUUGCCAGGAACAGUUUGAGAUGUACUGGGAAGAAGAUGAGGAAGAAUGGCACCUUAGAGAUGCCAUUCGUGUGGAUGAAAAAACAUAUCACCCCUCCUGCUACGAAGAUUACAAAAAUACAUCGUCAUUUGUGGACUGCACUCCAUCACCUAGUACAGCGCCGCUGGAAAAUCCUUUAAAUAUUUCAAUCAAGCAAGAACAAGAACAGUCCACGUGUUCCAGUGUUAAACAAGAAACAAGCGAUGCCUCCAGCAGCUGCAAAGAAGAAACCGUUUCAGAGGAAACAAAAGUAAAAGUGGAGGCUGAAACACAAGAAGCCAGUGAAAAUACUUAGAAUGCUGCUAUUUCCUUUUAUGAUCUGCUGCAAGCAAGGAUGCAUAUUACUGUAUUUUCAUUAUGUAAAAUAAUAUUUUUAUAAAAAGUCCUGAGGCAGGGUCCUCAGCUAUACAUAUGUUAAAUACAUUUUUGUAUUUGAAUUUUGAAUUGCCUGCACAAUUCAGGUGUCUUUGCUGUGUGAAACGCUCUGAAAAUGUACAUUGAAGAAAAAAAUCUGUAUGUAUGAAAUUUAAUUUAUAAAUAAAGCUAUUUUUGCUAUA